Molecule: messenger RNA, 2738 nt
Organism: Chilo suppressalis (striped riceborer)
Lineage: Eukaryota; Metazoa; Arthropoda; Insecta; Lepidoptera; Crambidae
Source: the annotation of a GenBank genome assembly
CGAAUGUUGUAGACUCCUUUCGUAAACCAUAGUGUAUGCCUGUAUUAGUUAACCUUGAGUGAUGUUGUCAUUUGUCAAAUUAAUUAAAUUAUAUUUUCCAACUGAAAAGCAUGUUAUUUUGUAUUAUUUAAAUAUCUACCUAUGUUCUAAUUUAAAACUAUUUUGUAACCCACAAUGUAUCCGACUGAAAAACUCUGUAUCCAGGUAGGGUUACCAUAUCUCAGCAUUUGUCCUGAGAUUUCAGGAUUUUUGGACUCUUCUCAGGAUUGCGGCUGGAUUUUGCAAAUCUCAUGAAAUCUCAGGAUUUUUUGAAUUUCCAAUAAAACACAGCUUACGUUUUAAAGAUCUCUUUAGCAAAAAGUUAAACAAACUAAAAAUAAUCUUCUUUUGGUAAUAAUUGCACAAUUAAAAUCAGUACUUUAUUAUCCAAGUCGGUACUUAAUCAGUUUUAUCAUACUUAAUAUCUGAAGAUACAUUUUUAAGUAAGGUUUUUUCUUUAAUUAUGGAUUCAUAUAAUGCCCCACAUGUUAAGCUCUUCAAAUUAUAUUGAUUUAAAAAUAUAAGCAGAGUAUAAACGAUAAUAUUACGACUUUAUUAAAUUGUAAAAAUUCUCAAACUGUAAAAAAUCUUAGGAUUUUUCAAUGGAAAUCAAGCCUUUUCUCCGGACUUUUGCUUUUAUCAUCUGGUAACCCUAUAUCCAGUUCAUGAAUAAAUUAAAAAAAAAUAUGUCUUGUUCUGUGGUUUUAUUUUCCUCGCGUCAGCAGUCAGGCUUUUGUUUGCAUUUUUUUAGAAUAAUUUAUUUUAAUUCAAGCAACCAAAGUAAGAUCUACAAUGCUUUUCACGCAAGCUUAGAAUAAUAACGCCGCUAGACUUGAUAAAUAAUCACAUGUUUUACAAGGUCGUGCAUUAAAGGCUAGGCUAUCCUUUAUUAUUGUGAAAUGUUUUGAGCUACAAGGUUAGAUUUCUUCAAAAAUGAUAAUAAAAUUUGGCUCUAUUAACAAUAAACUAGUCAAAAGACUUCUAGAGCAUGUAUUUUACUUGACCAUUGUAUUCAUGCUCAUACCAGGAUUCUUAUACUUUGAAAUUUGUGUUGUUAUACCAUCUGUUGUUCCACAGUGGACAGUGCCUCAUUAUAUACAUUUAUGCUCUGCUGUAUUUUUACUGUUAAAUAUUGUGGGCAACAUGAUAUAUGGUAUGUUCACAGAUACAAGUAUUAAGGGGCAUGUUCUUUAUAAGUACAACCAAAAAAACUGGACAUUGUGUACAAUUUGUGAAUGCUUGAGGCCUCACCGUGCAUGGCACUGUGAUAUUUGUAAUACCUGCAUACUGAAAAGAGAUCACCACUGUACAUUUUUUGCAUGUUGCGUUGGUUAUUACAAUCAUAGGUAUUUCAUGUUAUUCACAAUGUAUAUUUUUAUAGCAAUGGUUUACUCCUUCUAUUUUAAUGUUAAGUUUGUAGCACAAUUUUUGACAUGGAAUCAUGGUCUAAUUAUUGCUAAGUUUGUUUUGCCAAUUGUAAGUGUUGUAAUUGACUCUGGAAGUGAAAGUCUAUAUGUGUUCCUAGUUGUGAUAAAUAUUAUUGUAGGUUUGUUUACUGGUUUUCUAUUUUUCUAUCAUUUCAAUAAUAUUUUGAAAGGUAAAAUAGUACAUGAAACGAAACAUAGUAUUAAAGAUUCCCAUUAUGAUAAAGGCUGGAGAUCAAAUUUAAUAGAAGUUUUUGGCAGUAAAUGGUACUUGACAUGGUUUUUACCAUUUAUUCAUAGUCCUUUGCCUGGUAAUGGUAUAGAAUGGGAUAUACCUGAUAAUAAACACAAAUAGUAAUAUUUACAAUUAAGUUAUUAUCAGAGUGCCUUUACAGUACAUAUUUUUUAUAUAGAUACACAUUGUGUACUUUAUAGAUUGUUAGUGGACAACAUUUUAUGUAUUUCAAAAUUGACACUUGUACUAAUAAAUAUUCUUAUAUCCUUAUUAUUAAUUCUCUUCUUGGUUUGUUUGUUCGUUCCUAUGCCUAGCAUACUCACCAUUGAAUUCUAGUAGUGAAUGCCAAAAAUGAUUAUCAGAUAGUGAUGAAUAAAGACUGGAUUAAUAUGCAACAUAAAAAUCCCAAAGUAUGCACUUUUGUGCUUUUAUAUGCAAAAGUACUAGCUAAAAUAUGCACAAAAGUCUAUGAAGCAACCAAAACACGCAAUAUUAAAUAUAUCUUAAUUUUAAAUGCAUUAUUCAUUUCGUAUCGACUAUCGCUACAUCCAAGUCAUGUUUGUACGAAGAACGCAACCAUGACAAUACAUACAAGACCAGACUACGAGACCUAUGUAACUACAGUGAAGAGUGCGACAGGGGGAUGUAAUAUCCAUGACGCUGUUUACUGCUGUAUUGGAAAACGUCUUAAAGCUUCUGGAUUGGAGCAAAUUUGGCAUCAAUGUUAAUAACUGGUACGUUUUCUAACCUUUGAUUUGUAUGCCAAUGAUAUAGUCGUUAUGGCAGACACUGUAAGAUCUCAAUACAAUGCUUAACAACCACAGCAGACCCUCUUAACAGGAGGGCCUUAAAAUGAACAUAAGUAGGACGAAAAUCAUAUCUAACGCUCAUGUAUCCUCACGGCUCCAUUCUGUAAUCACUAAGAACUGCAUUCUAAAUUAUCGACAAGACGACUCGAUAUCUAGAAGAGAUAGUCCACUUGGAAAAACAGGUAUCACUGAAUCGAAGAACUUGGUUUGUCCCAAGACAUGGAUCUUGGU